Messenger RNA from Pocillopora damicornis (cauliflower coral), 1499 nucleotides. RefSeq names its product neuromedin-U receptor 1. Gene Ontology annotation, cellular component: plasma membrane. Gene Ontology annotation, molecular function: G protein-coupled receptor activity. Lineage: Eukaryota; Metazoa; Cnidaria; Anthozoa; Scleractinia; Pocilloporidae. Gene Ontology annotation, biological process: G protein-coupled receptor signaling pathway. The record is from RefSeq and is a predicted model, not a curated record.
AAGAGCCUUUCUUCAACGCCACAGUCAAGAAGUCAAGUAGUCUUCCCGAGCUUUUGGCUGUCAGCCAUGAACGAAGAAAUUCGUCUAUUGGCAGGGUUUGUUUCGCUGCCAAUCUUCAUUUGCAAUGUAAUUGGAAAUGCACUCGUCAUUGCAGUUGUUAAAAUGAACAAAAAGAUGCAAUGUCCAAAUACCUACCUGCUGUCCUGGCUCGCUCUGAGCGACUUGAGUUUUGGAUUCAUCGCCGAAACAAACAUCUAUUUAUUAGCAAAUGGCGCCAAGGGCCGUCUGUAUGGAACAUAUAUGUUUCACACUUUGCAUUCGAUUCUUAUUUUGACUCUGCUUUCGAUCGAAAGAUACCUUGCGAUUUUAAAGCCAUUUUACUACAAAGCUAAGGUUACCAAAUCUCUCGUAGCAAAACUCCUGUGGAUAAUAUUGGCCUUCACUGCAAUCGUUACUGCACCAAGUUACUAUCUACUGGGAAACGGUUAUAACAUGCUGGAAGUUUGUGCAAAAUCGAAGUUAGACGAAAUUGCCACUAUAGGUUAUUUAGCCGCGCUUCUGAUGAUCUCGAUAACAGUUCCUGGCGUUGUCAUGUGUUCUUGCUACACCAGAAUAAUAAAACAUGUCUGGUUUAGCGACGAGGCCAAAAAUGCAAAGAACAAAGCCCUUUUGAGAUCUCGGUGGAAAUUGACCAAGAUUUUCAUAGCCGCGACAAUAGUUUUCGCCGUUAGUUGGUCGCCAUCUUUUGGAAAGCUUUCUGCCAAAAGCUUUCGAUGCAGCGAACGUUUUGUACUUUACGAAGCAAUCUAUAUUUUGUUAGCGCUGUUAGGAUCCACGGCUAAUCCCAUAAUGUAUUCGUUUCGUUGUUCAGGAUUCAGACAAGCGGUGAAGGAGUUGUUCAGCAAAAAGUGCUGCAGAAAACAUCGUAUCAACUCGAGAAAAUCAAUGCCAGACAGUGUCACAGGCAGGAGACCGCGUUGUGACCAAACAAGGCAAAGUGACGUGAUACUUCUUAGUGUUCGAAAGACAUAGCUACAAACGCACGCGCGAAAUAAUUGCAGUAAAAUUGUCAAAACCGUGACCCUAAACCAGAAGGUUACAAGAGGAGCGUGGAUAGGCAACUUCCCAUGCCUUCUCCAGUUAUGACAAGGUUUGUCGAUUCGCAGCUAAUAAAGUGUACAGAAGACCAUAACAUUCCUAGAACUUAGGAUUUGCGAUAACACAAACUUCAAAACAUAACACAAUUUUCGUCACAGUCUCUAAAAAUAUCUAGUCAAAAAUUAGAUGGAUUUGGUGAUGGUACAUUUGUGUUUGAUGGACUGUUCAGCUCUUAACAGUGGCUGUGAUAAACAAUUUAUUUCUCUUAGCAAUACCACUACAUAGUCAAAGUUCAAGUCAUGAGAUUAAUUACAUCGAUCCAUCUGUAGGAGCAUUAAAAUGCAGUUCCGUUAGUAAAGACAAGCUCUUCUUCGCUAGGAAUAUUCAGAUGCAGUCCAGUA